CUUUCAUCAUCGCCUAUAUUUAUUGCAUUUCUCUCACAGUGUUUUUAAUUGAAGAAGUUUCUAUUUUAUAACAAGCAAAAUUGCUUCGCCGAUUAGAAAAUUUUGGGGUGGCUGCAUCAAUUUUCUGGGAGUCUUUCAUAAGCAGUUUCAAAGGCAAAUAAUGGACGCUGAACCUUUGGAUCCCAUGGAUAUUUUGGCUUAUACCACCGAAGAGUUGCAAGGGCGUUUUCGUCGUGCCAAAGAUGGCAUAGAGAAAGCUAAAGUUAUUUCUGAUUUCCUCUGUCGUUGGGAUGCAGAUGCAACACUUGCACCAGUGAAAAAUAUGAAAAUCGAAUUUCAAGAAGAUCUUGAUUGGUUCAAUGUUACCCGACCGUUGCCGUUAAAAUCUCUGCGUGGCAAGCUUGUUGUUUUAGACUUCUUCACUUACUGCUGUAUCAACUGCAUGCACAUUUUACCGGAUCUUCAUGCGCUCGAAGAACUUUACCCGCCGGAAAGUGGGCUCGUUGUUGUUGGUGUACACAGUCCGAAAUUCGAAAACGAAAAAGAUGGUGCAAAUAUAUUAUCUGCAGUACAACGUUAUGGCAUAACUCACCCUAUAGUAAAUGAUGCGCAUAUGACCCUAUGGCGUUCCGUAGGCAUUCGUUGUUGGCCAUCGUUGCUGGUGUUAAGCCCUUCAGGAGCGCCCAUGUUAUUGUUAAUGGGUGAAGGUCAUGCCGCUUUCCUACAACUUUUUACUGAACAGGCCUUACGUCACUACAAAGCAAAAGGAGAAAUAGAUACCAACUCCCUGCCACUUAAAAUAUCUAUUGACGCAUUGCCGGCAUCAAAUAUACGUUUCCCAGCGAAAAUAGCGCGCAGCGAGAAUGGAUAUUUUGCUUUGGCAGAUGCAGGAAAUCAUCGUGUAUUAAUUUUCGACAAGGAAGGUGUUGUACGUUAUCGCAUUGGCGGCUGUACUCAUGGGUUUGUUGAUGGGGACUUUGAAACGGCACGAUUCAAUUCCCCUCAAGGCCUGGAUUUUCUAGAUGAGGAUGUGCUUAUUGUGGCAGAUACAGAAAAUCAUGUUUUGCGUCAACUAACUUUAAGUAAACGACGUGUUGAGACACUUGCUGGCACUGGUCAGCAGGGACAUGAUCGCGUAGGUGGUAAGCAAGGUCCAUUGCAGGCUAUAUCUUCACCAUGGGAUAUAGCAGCGUUUAAAAGACGAGAUAUGGAUAUGUCUUUUCAUUUGGAUGAACAAAAUGUGCCGGAAAAGGCAAUUAUUUUAGUUGCUAUGGCGGGUAUACAUCAAAUUUGGGGUUAUUUCCCAGAAGGCAUAAUUUGGUGGAAAUAUCGUCAGCUGGAUCCACGCGCUUGUGUCGCCAUUAUUGGUAAUGGUAUGGAGGAAAACCGUAACAACUCUUAUCCACAAAAUGCAGCAUUUGCACAGCCUUCCGGUUUGGCUUUGGGCAAGAAUUUCCUCUAUAUUGCCGACAGUGAAAGCUCAAGCAUACGCAAAGUCUCAAUGGUGGAUGGCAAAGUUAUGCCAGUGGUGGGUGGCGACCGCAACCCAUUGAAUCUUUUCGCUUUCGGCGACGUCGAUGGUAAACAAUACAAUGCUAAAUUACAACAUCCUCUAGCUGUCGCCUACAAUAGUGCCAACGAUAAAGUGUAUGUAGCAGAUACAUAUAAUCAUAAAAUUAAAAUGAUAGACACAACCACUAGUUGCAUAGAGACACUCUCAAUCAAAGAUGACAAAGGAGCGCCGCUGCAAUUUAAUGAACCUGCUGGCUUGUGUUUUGAUGCCGACGGUCAGUCCUUGUAUGUAGCAGAUACCAAUAAUCAUCGAAUACAAUUGGUUGAUAUGAAAACACUUACCGCCAAAAAUUUCACACUUAAAUUUACUGCUUUGUCAGCCGCGGAAGCAAACACCGAAACAGAUUCAGCUUUCAGCGGCGGCUUACAGCUCCUUAAACGCAUCCCACUACGAUCUUGUGUACAGCUAAAGCUGCGUGUGAAUGUAAAUUUGAGUAAUGAAUUAAAAUUUACAGAAGCAGCGCCACAACGUUGGGUAAUAAAGAGCAUUGCGCCGGCUUUAAAAGCAACAGUGACUUCGGGGCAAAUUAUUAACGGCGCUUUAGAAUUAGAUUUGAAUCGUAAUGCAUCAGUUUUGCCCGCAGAGGAAGAAGUAAAAUUGGAACUUGCUCUGAGUUUAUGCGAUGCAAAGAGUUGUCUUAUGAAACGCUUCGCUCUGGUGUUACGAGACAGUGCCGCUGAGGGCGCUUCAGGCGGCAAGCCAGUGGAUAAAGCAGGUGUUUUAGAUGAAAAUAUAAAUAUUCGUAUUACACAGAAUGAGAUUGCUUUGAGCUAAUGUCGGUUUAGUAUUAAGAUUGUACAUACACAAUUUUUUAUGUAUUAUGCAUUUUGUAUACUUACAGGCAUAUAUACAUGUGUUACUUUCUUUGCAAUAGAACAAAUAAAUGUUACAUGUUGCGUAAUUGUAAA
Ceratitis capitata (Mediterranean fruit fly) is the source of this 2481-nucleotide messenger RNA. Its product is annotated as NHL repeat-containing protein 2. The record is from RefSeq and is a predicted model, not a curated record. Lineage: Eukaryota; Metazoa; Arthropoda; Insecta; Diptera; Tephritidae. The transcript is spliced from 3 exons. The coding region runs from base 161 to 2347 and encodes 728 amino acids. Gene Ontology annotation, molecular function: protein binding.